Messenger RNA from Saccostrea cuccullata (small rock oyster), 1047 nucleotides. RefSeq lists its product as uncharacterized. NCBI's taxonomy places the organism in Eukaryota, Metazoa, Mollusca, Bivalvia, Ostreida, Ostreidae. The coding region runs from base 1 to 642 and encodes 213 amino acids. The record is from RefSeq and is a predicted model, not a curated record. The transcript is spliced from 5 exons.
AUGAUUUGUGUUCAUCCAUACUUCAUACUUUUCCAGCCACAAGUUCUGAAGAAACAACUAUAUACAGUGACACAAUGGAAUCCUCAUGUAAGCUUCGAAGAGGAGUCUUCAUCUGACAAACAAGAUGCUGUAAAAUGGAAUACUGAAUCCGUUAAACUCUUGAUAUCUUUGAAGAAAGAAAAUACAGAAAUGUUUUCAUCAAAUAUCAUCACACAAAAACAAGGUUGGAAGAAAAUUUCGGAAAUGAUGUGCUUGAAAGGCCAUCAUUGUACAGGGGAGGAAUGUGACAAAAAAUUCCGGUCACUUAAAAUGAGAUACAAAUUAAUCAAAGAAAGACACAAGAGAACUGGAAGUGGGCGACAAUCUUGGCAGUUCUUCCCCCUUAUGGAUGACCUACUACAAGGCGACCCUGCUGUGAUUCCAACAACAGUAGCCUCAUCAGUACAAAUACAAAAUUCCAAGGCAGCAAACACCAACGCCCCUUCUUCAAAAAAGAAAAUUGAUAAGGAAUCAGCAUGGGUUACCGAGUACCGGGAACAGUUAAAAACUAUGCAUGAGGAGAGAAUGGAGUUGGAAAAAGAAAAAUUGAAAUUGGAAGAAAGGCGGGUGGCAGCGUUAGAAAAGCUUAUUAAUAAAGAAUAAAGCAGUCAAUUUAGUAUUAGUCUCAAAAUGGUUGAGGUCUACUGUCCCUUUGUUCUUAAGUUAAUCCAAAAAUUAAAAAAAAUUUACUAAAUAUUGAUUUUAUCAUUCAAGGUCAAUCUUGAAUAUAUAGUACAAGGUUAUAACUUGAAAAAUUUUUGACAUAUGGAUUUCAAACUUGGAACAAGUAAAGACAACAUUCUAAGACUAAAUGCACUACAUCAGAAUAUUUGACCUUGACUGCUUUUUUUCAUUCUGGAUCAAAUUAAGAAAAAGAUGACCAGACCUUGAUUUAAGAUCCUUUUCACAUGAAGACUUGAAAUUUUUAUAUAUUUUUAGGAAUCUGAUGUGCAAUACACUGCAUUAUUAUUCUUUACCCUAGUCACAUUACUGCACUUGUUUAUGAUG